Messenger RNA from Acinonyx jubatus (cheetah), 1681 nucleotides. It is a transcript of the gene CATSPERH, whose product is annotated as transmembrane protein 262. Lineage: Eukaryota; Metazoa; Chordata; Mammalia; Carnivora; Felidae. The transcript is spliced from 3 exons. The record is from RefSeq and is a predicted model, not a curated record. The coding region runs from base 1235 to 1681 and encodes 148 amino acids.
UUUCAGCAGUGGGCCCAUGGCUGGGCCCUGGGUGUCACCCCUGUGGUGUGUCAGAACGGGGGUCUCAGGGACGGUUGUGAUUAAGGACACUGGGCAGCAAGCAUGGUGUGGCAGGAGACUUUGGGUCUUGGCCAGACCUUGAACCUUACUUCUGGGGCAGAGAGACAGGAAGGAGGCCAUGGGAGUGGCCAAGUUCAUGUUGUCCUUCUACUUUAGUUCCCGGGAGUGUUCAUGUCCCUCCACACCAUUUCUGCCCGUUUUUCUGGAUUCUGUGGUUGAGAGUCCUGGAGUUUUCACCUCUUACACGUAUGGAGGAAGUGUUUUCUUCUUGCUUGGAAGUGUCCCUGCCCACUUAGUCUCAGUACUGGAUCUUAGUCUCAGUACUGACUCCUUCACUCAUGGCCGUGAGCACUUGAGCCGGCACUCCCUCUCUCUACCUCGAACUUGUGCACAAAACGGGAUUUAUGCCACCAGUCUCACCUGGGACUCCGGGAAAGGACAGAGAUGAUGGGGGUGAAAGUGCUGCGUGCUUGAAGGUGGCAGAGAAGGGCAAGCUGGUCAGCAUCAGGCCCCUGAAGAAGAGGAUAGAAGAGCCGGGUGCUCUCUGGACCUACGGAAGGCCCGGGGAAGGUGCCAGAACAGUUAUGGGCACUCUCUCACCUCUUCCCUUCCCUUCGUUCCUCCCCAUUAGGGGAUGGAGCAGAUACUUGGGGCUUGCAAUUCAGCCCAGGCCUCCUCACCUGGGAAUGCCCUCCGGCUACCCUUCUGGGGCCUAGUCUCUUGUUGGCCGAAGACUUGCUGUGGACCUGCGACAUGCCCUUCCGCCGUUCCGAGCCCCGGCUCUGUACAAGUACCCACACUGCCUCCUCUGUGGCACUGUCGAGGGGACUCAGCGAGAAGGUACGCAGAAGCGUACACGGUGUGCGGGCAAGAUGAUACGGGACGCUGUCCCUUCAUCAACCCGAUGAAGCCAACAGGCUCCUGCUGGCCUGCACCUGUCACCCUCCAACCUCCCUUAACUUGGGAGCUCCCCUGGCCCCUCAUGAACCACUCCUCUAUUGGCUGGAACCAGCCUGGAUUCUAGAAUCUUGUCCCCUCCAAUGUCCUUGUGGCCCUGGAACCCCACCGCUAUUCCAAACUGUGCACUCUAGAAAGAGAAGGGCCAGCUGCUUCUCCUGGACAGUGUUGGCUUGCUCAACUCCGCUGUCUGACUGGAGUCUACGCUGCCGCCAGGAUGCGGUGGCGGGACCGGCUGGCCGUGCUCUUCUUUCCAGAAGGCAUGAUGCUCACUGUGGCCUCACUGAUGCUCUUCCUUGUACACCUGAGUGUCUUUGCCAGCGACGUGCACAACUUCUGCGUCACCCACCACUACGACCGCAUGAGCUUCCACUACACGGUUGUCCUGAUGUUCUCCCAGGUGAUCGGCAUCUGCUGGGCCGCCAUGGGGUCACUCUACGCUGAGAUGACAGAUAACAAUGCUAAAUGGAGCCAUGUUCUUCAACCGCCUGUCUCUGGAGUUUCUGGCCAUCCAAUACCGGGAGGAGAGUCACUGAGGCCAGAGGACCGGGCCGAGAAGGGGGAAGGAAAAGGAGGCUUCGGUGUUUUAAUAAAGUCUGUCAUUUAUUUCCACCUGCCAUCUCCUUUGUGGGGAGGAGGGUGGGAGGCUGGAGACCCAGGGUAA